UCUAUCCGUCGCUGGGCUUCGGGAGAUCGCGUGUGGGCGCGUGUUGUCGAGGAGAAAGAGAGGCGAGAGGCGAAGGGGCGGGCGCGAAGCGAGGAAAGAGAGGGGCUGUUCGAUUUCUAGGGUUUUUCUUGAGAGGGCCCCCCCGGUGGCUCCGUCCUUCGAUUCAGGUUUUGGAAUUUGCUAUUGCUUUGGGUCUUUAAUGAUUUAGGUUUUGCUUCCUGCUGUUUCGUGGAUGAAUAUGGCUCGGGUUUCGUACCUUCUCAUGUUUGGAUUUGGAUAGACGAAAUUGGAUUCGGAUAUCGAGAUACCGGGUUUUGUGGAUCCCGGUACCUAAUUAUGUUUUAGGGUUUCUUUUGAUUGAUGUGCUUUUGAGGUUUGGGUCGAUUUUGUAGGGGGGAUUUUGCCCACAAUUUAUAAGUAUAUUUGGGGUUUGGCUUCUGGUUUUGGGAGAAGCUUCGAUUAGCUUUUGCUGGUAAAGUUACAUUGCUGAAGGGUAGAAUUUUUUGUAAGUUAGGAUUUUGAUCUUUGAUAACUCGCGGUGCGAUUCUGAGGUAUUUAGGGAUUUAUAGAUUGACUUUUGCUUGUGAGAGUGGAUUGGUAAAGCAUAAAUUUUUUUAAAUCAGGAUUUUGACAUUUUCUUGGGCAGCAAGCUUGGAUUUGAGGGUUAGUUGUGGUAGUUACUUGAUUCAUUUGUGCAUAUUUGAAUGUAAACAUCGGAUGAUUAAGAGCAAUCUGAUACCGUGUAUAUUUCUCCCAGCUGACGACUGAGAACAAAGAUGCACUCAUCCUGUUGAUUUUUUUUUUUUUUAGUGAACUGCAAAAAGAAAAGACGACCAAAUUAUUUUCAGCAAAUAGAUUGCAUUCAUUGCAAAAUGGAUAAUCUUUUGUGAUCUUUUUGAAUGACUGAUGUGAACAGUUGUCUUGGAUUUACCGUAUGGCACCUACAGUUCUUUUAGAGUACACCAAAGAGAAACAGAUGAAGAGAAGUUCACAUGAUCUUUCUUUUGCUACGAAGGGGAGAAAACAGAAAUUAUCUCAAGGAUAUCGUUCUGGUUCCAUCAAUGACUACCAGCAUAACUCUGAGAAGAUUAAUGAAUCAGAAGGUUUUGGCAUCGCAAUACGUGCAGACUCCUCGGAUAAUUCUAGUGCUCCAAAGAGGAAGAAGUGCGUAAAUGCAAAUGUGGCCAGAUGCAAUGAUUUUGGUGUCCCAGUGCAGGUGAUUUCUCUGUCAAAGAUGUCUGGUUCUCAGAGAGAAGAAGUGAAAAUGAGACUAAGAUCAGAGCUAGGACAGAUUCAGUUGUUUCAGAAGCAACUGUUUUCUAGGAGUGUGACAUCCCUUGGCAUUAGCACAUCAUCUUCGUUUAAUGUCAGUGAGAAAAAACAUGAUCAGCGGAGUGGUUCCCAAAUGAAGCGUGGGAUAUCAGGAAGGUUUGAGUCUUCAAAAACGGAUGCGCCUCCACCUCCUGUGACCGAUUCAAAUUUAGUGUUGAUGAAAGAAUGUGAGGUGCUCCUCAGUCGAUUGAUGACACACCACUAUGCUUGGGUCUUCAACGAACCAGUAGAUGUAGAGAAGCUGAACAUUCCAGAUUACUACACUGUCAUUAAGCAUCCAAUGGACUUUGGCACCAUCAGCACUAAAUUAUCCUCAGAUGCCUAUCCCAGCCCACAAGGUUUUGCUGCAGAUGUGAGGCUUACUUUCACAAAUGCAAUGACCUAUAACCCACCUAGUAAUAGCGUUCAUAUCAUGGCAAAUAAGCUCAGCAAGUUCUUUGAAACUCGGUGGAAAACCAUAGAGAAAAAGUUAGCUGCAGCGGAUGCUGUUAUUAAGAAAGAAUUUCAGGUUGUUAAGCCUGAGUUUUCCUCCAGCAAGAGGAAAAUGCCUCCUACUGACGACAAUAAUCCUGUGCCUAAGAGGACAAAACCCAAGAUGACGGACGAGGAGAAACAAAGUCUGACCAGACUGUUGGAAUCGCUUUUGGCAGAUCUACCAGAUCACAUUAUUGAUUUUCUGAGACGACAGAGUGGCAAUGUAAACCAAAGCAGUGAUGAAAUAGAGAUAGAUAUUGAAUCUUUUGCCGAUGACACACUCUUUGAGUUGCAGAACCUUCUGGAUAGCCAUAUGCAAGAGAGAGAAAUGAGACACCAGGCCGAGCAAGUGAAUGAAAAUGGUGUUAGCACUUCACAGUUGCAUCCUUGCAAAGGCAAUGAUCUUGCUGACGAGGAAGUAGAUAUAUGUGGUGACGAUCCUCCCAUGUCUAGCUACCCUACUCUGGAGAUUCAAAUGGACACAAAGGCAACAAAUGUCAAUUGUAGCAGUUCAAGCAAUUCAAGUAGUGAUUCAGACUCCGAUAGUUCUAGCGAGAGCGAAUCGGAGGAUGAAGUUACCAUUCCGAAGAAUGCUAAGAAAAAUUCUGGAAAUAAGGCAGGUUCUGAUCAAGAGAAAAGUGAUGUAAUGAACCCAUUUGAUGUGAACCGACCUUCGAAUGGGUUGAAUUUCUCAGAGAAGGAUGCUGAUCCUAAACCCUUAUUGGUUGGAUCUGACGAAUGUCAAGAGGGGGAUCAUACACCAUCUGAGAGAAAAGUCUCCCCGGAAAAGCUAUAUAGAGCUGCUUUACUGAGGAGUCGUUUCGCUGAUACUAUUGUGAAAGCUCGGGAGAAAACUCUCGGUCAGUGUGAUAAGGGGGAUCCUGAAAAACUGCAGCGUGAGAGGGAGGAAAUUGAGCGUCAGCAAAGGGAAGAGAAAGCGCGGCUUCAAGCAGAAGCUAAGGCUGCUGAGGAUGCUCGUAAACGAGCUGAAGCAGCAGCUGCGGCUGAAGCUAAGCGCAAAAUAGAGCUUGAGAGAGAAGCAGCACGUCAGGCAUUGUUGAAGAUUGAGAAGACAGUGGACAUCAAUGAAGACUGUCGUAUUCUUAAAGAUCUGGAAAUGCUCGGGACAGUUCCAGCUGAAAAUGAGAAGCACACAGGUUAUUCUCUGGAUGGCAUAGGAGGCUUCAGACUUGGGGGGAGUAACCCUUUAGAGCGACUCGGGCUAUUCAUGAAAGUGGAUGAUGAAGAAGAGGAAGAGGUUGAACAUAAAAGCGCUCCUGUAAAUGAUGUCGAGGAGGGAGAGAUCGAUUGACAGUAUUCUCCUCCAUACACUGGUUUUGCUCUUGGAUCUUGUCAGAACUAAGGAUUCUGACAUCUGCAGAAGAUGAUGCAUCCCAAGUGAUUUGGCUGUCACCUUCUAGGACGCAGAGUUUGCUACCUUUUGGGGUAAUUAAUUGACGGCUAAAUGGGCGGUCAAGGUGGUCUAUUUUCUGUGGCGUACAUUCAGGUUUGGAAAUUGAGGUUUUCCACCCAGAAGAAGGAUAUGGUGUUGCGUGUAGAUCUGCUUGAUUGGUGACAAGGUGGCUGUCUAAUUAUGAUUUGUACAUAGAGGAUUGACCGAUUUGGUCCUUGUAAUCCGAACAGCUGGCAUCCUAUGCUGGGGAUCAUUACUCUGCAUCCCUUAGUGAAAUGGUGCAUGCAUGAAGUCGUCAUUCUUCUAGCUUUGUUUUCAUAAGAUAGGUUUCUUUACAUAUUCCCUCCCAACUGUACAGGGAAGCUAACGGUGUGGAAACAAUUUCCCCGAGUCUCAUUUUUUAGAUGGUUAGCAUUUUCCCGAUAUCUCAUUCUUCUGUUCUCCGCAUUAUGCCUUAUGAAUUAGCUUUUUUUGUGGAA
Molecule: messenger RNA, 3699 nt
Organism: Musa acuminata subsp. malaccensis (wild Malaysian banana)
Lineage: Eukaryota; Viridiplantae; Streptophyta; Magnoliopsida; Zingiberales; Musaceae
Product: transcription factor GTE9
Molecular function (GO): protein binding
Source: RefSeq, a predicted model, not a curated record